This is a messenger RNA of Histoplasma mississippiense, 2133 nucleotides long. RefSeq lists its product with no specific name. The transcript has 10 exons. Gene Ontology annotation, cellular component: nucleus. NCBI's taxonomy places the organism in Eukaryota, Fungi, Ascomycota, Eurotiomycetes, Onygenales, Ajellomycetaceae. Gene Ontology annotation, molecular function: transcription cis-regulatory region binding; zinc ion binding; DNA-binding transcription factor activity, RNA polymerase II-specific. Gene Ontology annotation, biological process: positive regulation of transcription by RNA polymerase II. The record is from RefSeq and is a predicted model, not a curated record. Bases 1 to 2133 code for a protein of 710 amino acids.
AUGGCAAUCAUCGCCCGAACCGAAAACUUUUCAGUCAAAGUUGAGCACACAGUUGAGUGGAGCACCGUUGCCAGCUUGCAGGGAGCACCCGUAAAAUCCUCUAGUUUUGAGAUCAUGCCAACGCGUGGAGACAGCUACUUUGUCAGUGCAGGCACUGGCAAGUUACUCCCAGCCUCACUAUCCGAUCUUCUGAGCUCGUGGGCGGGGGUUGCCAUGGUGUUUGAGGCUGGUUAUAUCAGGGAUGUAAUGCGAUACAGCCGGUCGUACCCAUUGAGUAAUAGCCACCUGCAUAUCACUGGUGAAAAGACUUCUUCUCCUUGCACUGUUACACUCUCUUUUUCCGAAUCACAUACCCACACCAUAACUAUCCCAUCCGAAGCUCUGAAUACGUGGCCUGGGCGGAUCUUACGGUGGGAAAACAAAAGGCAAUCUUCCGGGGGGGAGUGCACAUGUGAUUGGAAGCUUCCGGGUUUUAUUUCCGUUCUCGCCUUUAUCCCUGCUGUAGAAAGCCAUACUGGGAAGCUUGUCGUGCGGCUGGAUGCUUCUACUUCACAAAAUAGGCGAAUCCUUGAGUACGCAGUUACUUUAGGCACGGCAGCAAGCGAAGUGAUUCUGGUUUUGAGAGAUAGGAAAUUACGGAAGAGAACGAGCACCCUAGCGAUGCGAGAAAAUGCAGAACCCAACAAAAUAACCGACAGAUCUCAAGAUCGAGAUGACGACCAAACCACGGCCCAUGUUCCACAGACCGAAAUAGGGAGGAAAAGGCGAACCGAAGUUCGCCAACGUCUGAGGCUCUACUGCUGUACAAACAACCAAACGCGCGCAGUCCCGGCGACGCUUAGCCAAGCUAUCGAGAUCGAUGAAGACCCGGAAACAGAAACCGACUCUGUGCUCGAGAUGUUGCCUUAUUCUAAACUGAAGCAGGAGUGGAGAGAGCAACAACAAAAACGGCAGACCUGGGUUAAUCGAGCCAUCAAGUGCUGCAACUGCGAAGUAACUGGCUCGGCGGUCAACAAAUGCGCAUGUGAGCAUGAAUUUUGUCUUGUGGAGAUGGAGCCCAAUUCCCUCGGCGCGAGACAGUCAACCACAUGUUCAACCCACCAGCGAAGAUAUCGCGAUAGAAAUUUCACUGGUUGUUUGACCUGCAAGGCAAGGCAUGUCAAAUGUGAUGAAGCAGCACCUGCCUGUCGCAACUGCAUAAAAAGGGGUUUGCACUGCGAUGGCGCCCAGAAUGAAAUACUCUUCAAAUUCUUCGACCCCAGCCAGGCGUCGUCCGGUUUUGUAAAGAGACAGCAUAAAGCUUUUAGAAGGGAAACGGCCAAAAACCACGGUGUCUCCAGCUCACACCCAUUGCCAUAUAAGGACCCAACUUCCCCCUGUCUACGUUCCGUGGAUUUACAAAGUGGGACCCACGCUUCCACGGAAUCUCUUGCCAUGGACAACCCCACCACUGGUGACGGCAAGCCCCCGUUUCAAUCUACUCCCAAUGAUGAGGCUCGCGAUCUCCAGUCCCAUUCAUCCAGCUAUAACCCGUACUCGAUUGAUGAAGCUAAUUGCUACUCAGACUAUUCUGAUAUCCGUGGUGAUAUAUGUCGCGGCGAUGAAAAUGCACCCUUGGCUUUCAUUGUUUUCAUCUCAGAGCCUGUACUUCAAGAGCGGCUGGAGUAUCUGAAGGCUCAUACUUCAGAGCUGCACAAGCAACGCAGUGUUUUUCGCACAUUCUCCGAGCUUAGAGUUGAUGGACCUCUGGCAUUACCAUACGCGCUCUGUCUGGUAAAGACUCUCCGACAACACGCAGGGCAGCAAUUGUUGAUGAACAGAUUGAAUGAUACCAUCCUCUUCCUCUCCACACGAUUGAGAGGGCUGCUGUCAACACAUCUGUUAUAUACUCAUCGAGAUCGCAUAAGUCGUGCAUCACUUCUACUUCAACGACCGGUGUUCUACAAGCGUUCAGACUUGCCAGGAAAUAUCUGGCAAGAGAGCACUGUUUUGGAUUUCAGCCUGGAUGGCCUAACUGUGACAUUGCACCUUAGUAAUUAUCGCGUUCUCAAAGUGUCUGAUGAGCUUUGGAAGGGGUUCAACUCCUUGGCUUCGGGUAUUGCUGAUCCGGCCGUGAUGUUUGGCGUUGGCUAA